Malania oleifera is the source of this 3073-nucleotide messenger RNA. RefSeq names its product chloride channel protein CLC-d. The transcript has 23 exons. Gene Ontology annotation, molecular function: voltage-gated chloride channel activity. Lineage: Eukaryota; Viridiplantae; Streptophyta; Magnoliopsida; Santalales; Ximeniaceae. Gene Ontology annotation, biological process: transmembrane transport; chloride transport. The record is from RefSeq and is a predicted model, not a curated record. Gene Ontology annotation, cellular component: membrane; intracellular membrane-bounded organelle. Bases 299 to 2701 code for a protein of 800 amino acids.
CAAAUAUGGGACGAUGGUCUAGAGAGAGAGAGAGAGAGAGAGUCGUCUAGGAACGACGAUUCUACGCCAAUGCCAGCCCAUCUCACAAAUUUCACGGUCUUCUAGUGAAAGCAAUUGUCUUCCCUCAAUCGCAGCCCGUUCUGGCCCGGAUCAAAUCUCUGCUUCUUCAAUUUUGGAUCCGCGGCGCUACACAUCUCGAUCAGUGAGCGACCGAGCUUCCAAUGCUGCGUGGCCUCGUAUCUUUAUCGUAGUGGGUCGCAGGUCGAGACUUGUGAAUUGUUAGGGUUCCGGCGGAAUCAUGUUAUCGAAUCAUUUUCAGAACGGAAUCGAGACCGCGAAGCUCGUGUGGUCUCGGCUGCCGAAUUCUGAUGAAGAUGAAUUAGACGAGGUUGGCGUCUCCAGAAAGGUUGAUGGAAGCAGUGUCGAGAGUCUUGACUACGAAGUCAUUGAGAAUUAUGCCUACAGAGAAGAACAGGCGCAGAGAGGAAAGUUGCACGUAGCAUAUUAUGUUGGUGUGAAGUGGUUCUUUUCGCUGCUUAUUGGUAUCGGUACUGGAUUAGCGGCUGUUUUCAUUAAUAUAUCUGUUGAGAACUUUGCCGGAUGGAAGUUUGCGGUGACAUUUUCCAUAAUACAAAAAUCAUAUUUGGCUGGAUUUGUAGUGUACAUAUUAGUCAACUUGGUUUUAGUUUUUUCUUCUGUAUAUAUCAUCACACAAUUUGCACCAGCUGCAGCUGGAUCUGGUAUUCCUGAAAUCAAGGGUUAUUUGAAUGGAGUUGAUACUCAUGGUAUCCUUCUGUUGAGAACAUUGAUUGGAAAGAUAUUUGGAAGCAUUGGUUCGGUGGGAGGUGGUCUAGCUUUGGGCAAAGAAGGUCCGCUUGUUCAUAUUGGUGCUUGUAUUGCUUCUCUGCUUGGUCAAGGUGGAUCCACAAAAUAUCAUCUUACCUCCUGGUGGAUAAAAUUUUUUCAGAGUGAUCGAGAUCGCCGUGAUCUUGUGACCUGUGGGUGUGCAGCUGGAGUUGCUGCUGCUUUUAGAGCUCCAGUUGGUGGUGUGUUAUUUGCAUUGGAAGAAGUUACAUCUUGGUGGAGGAGUCAACUAAUGUGGCGUGUGUUCUUUACUUCUGCCAUUGUCGCUGUUGUGGUGCGCACAGCAAUGGGAUGGUGCAAGAGUGGAAAGUGUGGGCAUUUUGGCUCAGGCGGCUUCAUUAUAUGGGACAUAUCUGGUGGUCAAGAGGACUAUUCAUUUCAGGAGUUGUUGCCGAUGGCAGUUAUUGGGGUUAUUGGAGGCCUUCUUGGUGCUUUAUUCAAUCAGCUCACCCUUUAUAUAACCUACUGGCGUCGAAAUUAUUUGCACAAGAAAGGGUACCGAUUUAAGGUUGUUGAGGCAUGCCUCAUCUCCCUGAUAACCUCAAUUAUUUCUUUUGGAUUACCACUUCUAAGAAAAUGCAGUCCAUGUCCUGAAUCGGACAUUGAUUCGGGUAUCGAAUGCCCUCGUCCUCCAGGAAUGUAUGGGAAUUAUGUAAAUUUUUACUGCAGCAAGGACAAGGAGUACAAUGAUCUUGCAACUAUUUUCUUCAAUACUCAGGAUGAUGCCAUACGUAACCUGUUUAGUGCAAAAACAAUUCAUGAGUUUAGCGCCCAAAGCUUGCUCACUUUUUUGGUGAUGUUUUAUACCUUAGCUGUGUUGACAUUUGGUACCGCAGUUCCAGCUGGUCAGUUUGUUCCUGGAAUAAUGAUUGGUUCAACAUAUGGACGUCUUGUUGGCAUGUUUGUUGUGAACUUUUACAAGAAGCUCAACAUCGAAGAGGGAACAUAUGCUUUGCUUGGUGCGGCUGCUUUUCUUGGAGGUUCAAUGCGGAUGACAGUCUCUCUUUGUGUCAUUAUGGUUGAAAUCACAAAUAAUUUGAAACUUCUACCCCUUAUCAUGCUUGUCCUUCUUAUAUCAAAGGCUGUGGGUGAUGCUUUCAAUGAAGGUUUAUAUGAAGAACAAGCACGAUUAAGGGGCAUCCCGUUGCUUGAAUCGAAGCCUAAGUAUCAAAUGCGAAAAAUGACAGCAAAGGAAGCCUGCGGGAAUCAAAAGGUUGUCUACUUCCCACGUGUUUGUAAGGUUGCAGACAUUGUUUCAAUUUUGCGUAGCAACGAGCAUAAUGGCUUCCCUGUGAUAGAUCACACAAGAAGUGGAGAAACUCUUGUUGUUGGACUCAUGCUUCGUAGUCAUAUGCUGGUAAUUCUGCAGUCUAAGGUAGAUUUUCAACAUAGUCCCUUGCCCUGUGAUACAAGAGGUGGAUCCAUGCCAGUCAGGCACAAUUUCAGCGAAUUUGUUAAGCCUGUUUCCAGUAAAGGAAUCUCUAUAGAUGAUAUACAUCUGAGUCCUGAUGACUUGGAAAUGUACAUAGAUCUUGCUCCAUUUAUGAAUCCCUCCCCAUACAUUGUCCCUGAAGAUAUGUCUUUGACCAAGGUGUACAAUCUUUUUCGUCAACUAGGAUUAAGGCACAUAUUUGUUGUCCCUCGUGCUUCUCGUGUUAUUGGUUUGAUUACAAGAAAGGAUUUGCUCAUUGAGGAUAAUGAGGAUUUGUCUAGUGUGGAGCUCCAGUCAACUAGUGUAAGAGCUCGGCAAGGUGAUAGAAGGGUGUUCGCAAGGAAUACAGAUGCAGAGCACCCACUUCUUAAUGGCCUUCUGACUCGAGAUUAUUCUUCUGCUUAGUUAUAGCCCCGCCCAAGAUUGACACAUACCUUUUCCUCCAUUUAUUUUGAUCAGAGAAGUCACGAGUUCUUUUCUCUGCGGGUAGUUAUUAUAAGUUUUGGUAGAGGCUCCAGUGGUUGCCCACAAGUUUUUGCCGCAUCUGCAUCUCUGACCAUUUCACAUCUAAAUUGGUUUAAAGUCAAUAAUGAUACUAUGCCAUGCCAUUCCCAGAUUCGUUGAUGUCAAAAGAGAGAAUGAUUUUGUAUGGGGAGCAAAAAUGGGGCAGUCUGUGGUUUUGGGGGGAGGAGGGGGGGGGGGGGGUGAAUCAUGUGGAAUGUGAAUUUUAAUUUCAAUGAAAAUUUAAAUAGAAAUACCCUUGUCAAUUAAUUCAAA